Budorcas taxicolor (takin) is the source of this 951-nucleotide messenger RNA. It is a transcript of the gene DNAJB13, whose product is annotated as DnaJ heat shock protein family (Hsp40) member B13. NCBI's taxonomy places the organism in Eukaryota, Metazoa, Chordata, Mammalia, Artiodactyla, Bovidae. The transcript is spliced from 8 exons. The record is from RefSeq and is a predicted model, not a curated record. Gene Ontology annotation, cellular component: cytosol. Gene Ontology annotation, molecular function: protein-folding chaperone binding. Bases 1 to 951 code for a protein of 316 amino acids.
AUGGGCCAGGAUUAUUACUCUGUGCUCCAGAUCACUCGCAAUUCAGAAGAUGCUCAGAUCAAGAAUGCGUACCGGAAACUUGCCCUUAAGAACCACCCGCUGAGAUCCAUUGAGCCAGGUGCAGUGGAGACAUUCAGGCAAAUAGCAGAGGCCUACGAUGUGCUGAGCGACCCUGUGAAAAGAGGCAUCUAUGACAAGUUUGGAGAGGAGGGUCUGAAGGGCGGAAUUCCUCUGGAGUUUGGAUCGCAGACCCCAUGGACAACUGGUUACGUCUUCCAUGGCAACCCAGAAAAGGUUUUCCAUGAGUUCUUUGGAGGAGAUAACCCCUUUAACGAGUUUUUUGAUCCAGAAGGAAACGAGGUAGACUUGAAAUUUGGGGGGCUCCGGGGCCGAGGGGUCAAGAAACAGGAUCCUCCAAUCGAACGAGACCUCUACCUGUCCCUGGAGGACCUAUUUUUUGGCUGCACCAAGAAAAUUAAGAUCUCCCGAAGGGUGCUGAACGAGGAUGGGUACUCCUCUACCAUCAAAGACAAGAUCCUCACUAUCGAUGUAAAGCCUGGUUGGAGGCAGGGCACACGUAUCACCUUUGAGAAGGAAGGGGACCAGGGUCCCAACAUCAUCCCAGCCGACAUCAUCUUCAUUGUAAAAGAGAAGCUACACCCUCGCUUCCGCAGGGAGAAUGACAACCUGUUUUUUGUGAACUCCAUCCCCUUGGGCAAGGCUCUGACCUGCUGCACCGUAGAGGUGAAGACCCUAGAUGACCGUCUGCUCAACAUCCCCAUCAAUGACAUAGUCCACCCCAAGUACUUCAAGAAGGUGCCAGGGGAGGGGAUGCCACUGCCAGAGGACCCCACCAAGAAGGGGGACCUCUUCAUUUACUUCGACAUCCAGUUCCCCACCCGCCUCACACCCCAGAAGAAGCAGAUGCUGCGCCAGGCGUUGCUGACAUAA